Molecule: messenger RNA, 696 nt
Organism: Colletotrichum paranaense
Lineage: Eukaryota; Fungi; Ascomycota; Sordariomycetes; Glomerellales; Glomerellaceae
Exons: 1
Coding region: 1-696 (231 amino acids)
Source: RefSeq, a predicted model, not a curated record
AUGUACAUAUACAACGUUUUCGACGCAAUAGAGAGUGCCAUCGAUGCAUACGACGGCAAAAUAUCAGACUACUACUUCCUCAACCAAUGCAUGCGCAUCGUUUGCGAAUUAUACGGAAUGGUUAUCCUCGGCAUCAUGGACUAUUUCCUCGUGCUCCUCGUGCUUCGAUUCGACGCCGAGGAGCAGCCGUGGCGCACACUCGGCCACGACCCUUACGGGUUCAUCUGGUCCAAAUACACCAAGGUCUACGACGUCGGCAGCAUUGAAGAUUUCGGCACGCAGCAGGCUGGCAAUAACGGAACUAUUCACGGCUUGGAUCUUCUGAACGGCACAACGCCUGGUCAAGAACCUAACUAUAGGCUGGUCCUGCGCAGACACGGCAAGGGGUGUUGUGGAGGUAUUUUUGGAGAGUAUGAUGGGUGGAAAAUUUUUGGAUUCCUUAUACACUAUGUCAUACAUGACGUUCGAGCUGGUGUAGCCGCUACGAGACGAGCUCGAGAAGAGAGCGGCAUUGAAGACUCGGAAGCCGCCACGGAGCACUAUCUCAUAUGGGGCUUGUCGGUCGUUCCGAUGUUCUUCAGCGGACAGUCUUACUACGAUAAUGCUUGGGAAUCGAUACUUCUGCUGAUCAUGCUGGAGAGCAUCAACCAGGCACUAGCCUUGUUCUAUCGCCUUCGAAUUGAAGAGGAGCUGUGA